UAAAAUGUUUGCGCCAAGUCUACAGGUUGGUGCGACAAAAAAGAAAAGAUUCAAGAGUGAAUUGAAUUUCCAUGGUGUUCAAAGUCCACCAAAAAAAUCCAUUUUCAAAACACUGCAAGAGAAUUUUAUUCAAUAUCUCUUAAAUUCGACAUUGCACGGGCUAAAAUAUGUUGGUGACAGAAAAAUUUCUCAUUUUGAACGGUUUUUUUUCGUUUGCAUGUUUAUUUUGGUGGUUGGUUUAUCCGCGUAUUUCAUAUCGAACAUAUGGGCCAAGUGGAAUGCAAGUCCAGUAAUUAUAGUCGAAAGUGCGAUUGCAACUUCAGUCACCUCGAUUCCAUUCCCAGCCGUCACAAUAUGCAAUAUGAAUCUAGUGCAAAAGAGUGAUGUGGCCCAUUUACCACGAUCAAGCGAGGAAUAUUCAAUGAUACAAAGUAUUUGUCAAAGUACAAGAGAUGAUAAUAUAACUAGUUCGGUUGCGGGCAAUUGGUCAGUUUUGAAAAAAGUGUUACUUAAGGUAUCACAAUCAUGCGCAGAGAUGCUUGUGUCAUGCAAGUAUGGAGGUAUUGAAUAUGAAUGCAUGAAGAUCUUUAGUACAAUACUCACUGACGGUGGAAAGUGCUGCAUCUUUAACGGAUUGCAUCGCAAAUUUAUGAUGAAAUUAGAGUAUAAUCGAUCAGAGGAACUGAAUGAUAAUGAUUAUUUGGAGAGUAUGGCAAAUGAUUGGAAUCCAGAAACUGGAUUUGGAUCGAAGGAUUUGAAAUUAAACAAAGAUAGUUAUCCACGCCCUGGAGCAGGCAAUUUACCGUUUGAUAUUCAUAAUUACAAAAAAGCCAAACUAAUCAUUUUUUCAAAGGUGCUGGAGCUCGGUUGGGACUCUCUGUUACUCUGAAUGCAGCUUUAAAUCAAUACUAUUGUUCGUCAACCAGUGGAUUUGGUUUCAAGGUAGUUUUACAUGCACCACACGAGUUGCCUCAGGUCGAUUCAUUUGGACUUGGUAUUGCCAAUGGUCACGAAUCCCGCAUCAUUGCCUUGCCGAUGAUUUCGAGCACGUCAGAAUCCGUUCGAAAAACACCCAUCAAUAUCAGACAAUGCGUCUAUCAAGA
Molecule: messenger RNA, 1103 nt
Organism: Contarinia nasturtii (swede midge)
Lineage: Eukaryota; Metazoa; Arthropoda; Insecta; Diptera; Cecidomyiidae
Product: pickpocket protein 28-like
Exons: 6
Coding region: 5-889 (294 amino acids)
Biological process (GO): sodium ion transmembrane transport
Cellular component (GO): membrane
Molecular function (GO): ligand-gated sodium channel activity
Source: RefSeq, a predicted model, not a curated record